Lolium rigidum is the source of this 964-nucleotide messenger RNA. RefSeq lists its product as uncharacterized. Gene Ontology annotation, biological process: maturation of SSU-rRNA from tricistronic rRNA transcript (SSU-rRNA, 5.8S rRNA, LSU-rRNA). Lineage: Eukaryota; Viridiplantae; Streptophyta; Magnoliopsida; Poales; Poaceae. The coding region runs from base 1 to 744 and encodes 247 amino acids. The transcript is spliced from 6 exons. The record is from RefSeq and is a predicted model, not a curated record. Gene Ontology annotation, cellular component: nucleolus.
AUGGACGCCACCACAGACCUCGCGCGCUCGCGCUCGCGCCGCCGCCGGCGACGCGACCGCUCCGCCUCCCCGCCACCAGCCACGGCCGAUACGAACAGCGCCGGUCCGGAGUACGACCUGAGCGAGCCGACCAUGGCGGAGAAGCUCGCGGCCCUGAACCUGCCCUCCGACGUGGACGGCGACACGGCAGUCGCGGAGGAGACAACAGCCGUGGUGGUGCCGCCCAGCGCGGACUCGGUCCACGUCCUGCUCAGGCAGGCUCUGAGGGCCGACGACCGCGCCGCGCUGCUCGGCUGCCUCUGCAACAGGGACGACAAGGUUAUUGUGAAGUCGGUAUCACUUCUGACACCAGCAGACGCUGUGAAGCUUCUCAAGUCCUUGAUAUUGCUUAUGCAAUCUAGGGGGUCGGUACUGGCCUGCUUGCUUCCAUGGCUACAGUCUUUGCUAAUUCGACACAUGAGCAGCAUAGUAUCUCAGGAGUCCUCUCUGGUGCUGCUCAACUCGCUCUAUCAAUUGAUUGAUGCAAGAACAUCUACCUUCGCAUCGUCACUCAAAUUGUCUACCUGCCUAGAUUACCAUUUUAGCGAGAUCGGUGGUGAUGAAUCCGACGAGGAAGAGGGAGCACCUGUGAUAAUCUACGAGGACAAGGACUCUGAUGAGGAAGAGUCUGAAGUUGAUGAUGAUGCUAUGGAAACUGAGGAGAAGGAGACAGACGAGGAAGAAUCUGAAGUUGAUGAUAUGUAAAAGACAAGGAGAGUGAAAAAUAUGACGGCAUUUUAACUUUGUGCCUUCGUUAUACCUCUACUGUCACCAUCAUGAACAAUUGCGACACUCUGCGUUAGUCUAAUCUGUUGCGUCUUGUAAUCAUACAUAUGCCAGAAGCAUUAGGUAAGAUGAUUUUGUUUAACGGGCUAUUGGUGACACUGGAAGUUUUGUUGAUCAUGGUGAGUGCGCUAAAAUUUGU